AUGCUGGGAGGUGAGGCCAGAGGGCGAGGGUGGCCUGGUCCUGGGGGGGUGGGGGCUGGGGGUGACAGGGUUCUUCAGUGGGCACAGAGCGGGCACAGACUGGCAAACGAGCAUAAAGGAGCCUGUUGUUGGGCAGAUUCAGACGCGUUUUUCAGUGAUGUGGACUUCACGUGUGGCUGUGCUGUUUGGUUUUGGCCGCGGAGUACAGAGAGCGGGCCGGACAAAGGCAGCAGCACAGUGAGACAUUCUGGUACAGGCUCUGCGCACGGCUCCUCCCGCCUCCCUCUGCUCCGGCCCCGGGCUGCCCUGCUCGGUCUCCGUAACAAGGAUUCCGCGGAGCAACAGCUGAGGCGCUCAUACGCGCGGCUGGACGGUGAGAGACGCGGACUCUCCAGUGGACAUUACGUUACGUACCGCAGCAGGAGAAGCCGGAGCUGUGGAUUACUGCUGUGGACCAUGUUCGGCACGGAGCAGGCCGGCUUUUAG
Knipowitschia caucasica is the source of this 486-nucleotide messenger RNA. Lineage: Eukaryota; Metazoa; Chordata; Actinopteri; Gobiiformes; Gobiidae. The record is from the annotation of a GenBank genome assembly.